Messenger RNA from Rangifer tarandus platyrhynchus (Svalbard reindeer), 306 nucleotides. The record is from the annotation of a GenBank genome assembly. NCBI's taxonomy places the organism in Eukaryota, Metazoa, Chordata, Mammalia, Artiodactyla, Cervidae.
AUGGUGUCAGAGCCUCUGCCAGAAUGGCCUUACCCCGAGGGCCUUCUGGGUGUGCCUUCUGAGUCUCAGGUCUCUCUGGCCCAAGGACUUCCCCGUUGUUUGAUGAAUGGCUUUUCCUACACAUUGACCAUUGUGCAGGGCGCUUCCGUGUGCAGGGUUCAUCAUGCUCAAGCUGCACAGGAAGACAUUUGGAUGUAUCAACUGGGAAAGCUGCUGCUUCAUACCUCAUUCCUUGGUGCAGAAUGCUGGGCACUUAAAAGAACCAGACAGAUUAAUUUAUUUUCUCACUCUGUGUGCAGACUCUAA